GGCGGUAGCGAGAACGAGGCUCACUUCCGCCCGCGGAGGAGCUGCGGCGGUGGCGGUGCAGGAGGCCGGGCCGGGGCGCGGAGGGACAGACGGACGCACGGGCGGGCGGCCGGGAGCCAUGGAGCGCGGCCCUGGGGCCCGGGGGCGCGGGCCGGGGUGGGCUUCCCACGGCACAACAUGGAGACCUGUGGUUGCGAGGCUCCCUGGGGCUCAGCUUGGACCGCGAUGGGGCUGGGCCCUGGCCUCCUAACGGGGCUGCCGUCUGGGGCGGUAGCUGGGGGGGCGCCCUCCCCCCUGCCCGCGACUCAGAGCACCCCUGCCCCUCCCCUGCCGGGCCAGGCCGGGCAGCGUUGUUGGCGGGGGCCCCGGUGGAGGCCCGGCCCGGGCGGCGCCCGCCAUGAACGGGCUGUCGCUGAGUGAGCUCUGCUGCCUCUUCUGCUGCCCGCCCUGCCCCGGCCGCAUCGCUGCCAAGCUCGCCUUCCUGCCGCCAGAGGCCACCUACUCCCUGGUGCCUGAGCCCGAGCCGGGGCCUGGUGGGGCCGGGGCCGCCCCCUUGGGGACCCUGCGGGCCUCCUCGGGCGCACCCGGGCGCUGGAAGCUGCACCUGACGGAGCGCGCUGACUUCCAGUACAGCCAGCGCGAGCUGGACACCAUCGAGGUCUUCCCCACCAAGAGCGCCCGUGGCAACCGCAUCUCCUGCAUGUAUGUUCGCUGCGUGCCUGGCGCCAGGUACACGGUCCUCUUCUCGCACGGCAACGCCGUGGACCUGGGCCAGAUGAGCAGCUUCUACAUUGGCCUGGGCUCCCGCCUGCACUGCAACAUCUUCUCCUACGACUACUCUGGCUACGGUGCCAGCUCGGGCAGGCCUUCCGAGAGGAACCUCUAUGCCGACAUCGACGCCGCCUGGCAGGCCCUGCGCACCAGGUACGGCAUCAGCCCGGACAGCAUCAUCCUGUACGGGCAGAGUAUCGGCACGGUGCCCACCGUGGACCUGGCCUCGCGCUACGAGUGUGCCGCAGUGGUGCUGCACUCGCCACUCACCUCGGGCAUGCGCGUCGCCUUCCCCGACACCAAGAAGACCUACUGCUUCGACGCCUUCCCCAACAUCGAGAAGGUGUCCAAGAUCACGUCGCCCGUGCUCAUCAUCCACGGCACGGAGGACGAGGUGAUCGACUUCUCGCACGGGCUGGCGCUGUACGAGCGCUGCCCCAAGGCGGUGGAGCCGCUGUGGGUGGAGGGCGCCGGGCACAACGACAUCGAGCUCUACAGCCAGUACCUGGAGCGCCUGCGUCGCUUCAUCUCCCAGGAGCUGCCCAGCCAGCGCGCCUAGCGGCGGCCCCAACCGGCCGGACUUCAGCAAUAAGGCGGCCCCCGGACCUCACCCCGCGCCGGCCCCCCAGGGGCUGCAUGUGGACCCCCGGGCGGCCCAGGGGACCCUGCCUCGACCCAGGGGCUGUGGACCAUGUACAGGCAACAGAGCUACGCACUCCUUUCCUUUUGGAAGCAAGAAGAAAAUACGUGAAAACGGAAAUUAAAGAUUUAAAAUUUUA
Symphalangus syndactylus (siamang) is the source of this 1550-nucleotide messenger RNA. It is a transcript of the gene ABHD17A, whose product is annotated as abhydrolase domain containing 17A, depalmitoylase. Lineage: Eukaryota; Metazoa; Chordata; Mammalia; Primates; Hylobatidae. Gene Ontology annotation, molecular function: palmitoyl-(protein) hydrolase activity. The record is from RefSeq and is a predicted model, not a curated record. Gene Ontology annotation, biological process: regulation of postsynapse organization; protein depalmitoylation. Gene Ontology annotation, cellular component: plasma membrane; endosome membrane.